AUGACUCAAAAUAAUGAAGAACUGCCUUUCAAUCCAUACAACCCUAUAAAGACAUAUAGAUUGUAUUCUUCAAGGAGCCAAACAGCUCAUCAACCUAAUAGAUAAAGUUCUGUUAAAUUAGUAUAGUAGUAAAAUGUGGCCAGCAAUCAAUAUACAUAGAUGGGAAUUCAUAAUUAUGCCCUAUUUAUCAGAAACUCAGAAAAUAAAGGUUUAAAAUCAGAUAAAAAUUUCCAUGCCUAUAUAAAGAAAUUGGAAGAAAACAGAAAAUUGUCUAAGAACUUAAUUUAAUAGACGAAAUAGCAAUAAAAAUGUGAAUAAAUGUAAACACAAUAAUAUGAGGAUGAAGCAAAGAAGCCAAGUCAUGGCCCUCAUAUGAAAAACACAGCUAAGGAUUAAAAAAAAGAGAAGUUUCAGCAUCAGAUUACUGAAAUGAUAGCAGAAAUAAAGAGUCCAUUCUAUAAGAAAGGGAGAUAUUUACUAAAUGAAGACAAGGAUAAAGAGAAGAAGCUUGCAAAACCAUUAUUUUAUGGAAUUUAAAAUUAGACUUAAUCAUCAUAAAGGAGAAAACUUGUCUUUUCUUAAGUUGACAUAAACAAAUUAAGAUAUAAGAUCUUUUUUGAUGAUUACAAUCCAUUAUAAAGAAUUACAACAAGCCAAUAAAGUUUUUAAAAAGAAGAAACAAUUAAUGAAUCACCAUUAAAGACAGAAUAACAAUUCUUUAUUGAAUAAUGA
Paramecium tetraurelia is the source of this 732-nucleotide messenger RNA. RefSeq lists its product as uncharacterized. Lineage: Eukaryota; Ciliophora; Oligohymenophorea; Peniculida; Parameciidae. The transcript is spliced from 2 exons. The record is from RefSeq and is a predicted model, not a curated record.